Messenger RNA from Fusarium coffeatum, 1614 nucleotides. RefSeq lists its product as uncharacterized. NCBI's taxonomy places the organism in Eukaryota, Fungi, Ascomycota, Sordariomycetes, Hypocreales, Nectriaceae. The coding region runs from base 1 to 1614 and encodes 537 amino acids. Gene Ontology annotation, cellular component: plasma membrane. Gene Ontology annotation, molecular function: sodium:proton antiporter activity. The record is from RefSeq and is a predicted model, not a curated record. Gene Ontology annotation, biological process: regulation of membrane potential; sodium ion export across plasma membrane; proton export across plasma membrane. The transcript has 3 exons.
AUGGCUCAGAAUAUAUGGGCAAUCCCUCUUCAGACGACAAACUUCAACAUCGUCGUCGCUUUUUUAGGCGGUUUCAUCUCUAUAUUUGGCCUCGUUUCGUACCUCCUCAAAGAAAACUACUACCUCUCAGAAGCCCUCAUCUCGCUCUUGGCGGGCAUCGCCUUUGGACCUAAUGGUGCAAACUUCAUUCGACCCGACGACUAUGCGGAAUGCGAUGUUCUUUCCAGAGAGGAUUGUGAGGCAGAUCUCAAUGCCAUAACGCUUAAUUUCUCCAGACUGGUUCUUGGUGUGCAGCUUGUUCUUGCGGGCGUGCAACUCCCCAGCAAGUAUCUCAUCAGAGAAUGGAAGUCAAUUGCGCUUCUUCUGGGCCCGGGCAUGACGAGUAUGUGGUUAGCUACCAGUGUUCUCGUCUGGGGAUUAGCAGGGCAACCACCAUUUCUUCAUGCGCUGGCCAUCGGGGCGUGCGUUACGCCUACCGAUCCUGUUCUCAGCGCUGUCAUCGUCAAGGGCAAAUUCGCAGACCACAACAUCCCGCAAGACCUACAAUAUCUCAUCACCGCAGAAUCAGGUGCCAAUGACGGUCUCGGCUAUCCGUUCUUGUUCCUUGCCUUGUAUCUCAUCAAGUUUACUGGCGCAGGCGCUACGUCUGGUGGAGCUGAUGAUGCAAUGGGUCUCUGGUUCGGAAUGACAUGGGGCUACGUUAUCAUCCUCAGUAUCAUCUACGGCGCAGUGGUGGGAUGGAUUGGCAAAGAGUUGCUUCAUUUUGCUGAGAAGCAUAAUUAUGUUGAUCGCGAGAGCUUUCUCGUGUUUGCCAUUGCGCUUGCGCUUUUUGUUCUGGGAACAUGCGGUAUGAUUGGUACAGACGAUGUCCUGGCGUGCUUCAUCGCAGGCAAUGUCUUUACAUGGGAUGACUGGUUCCGUCUCGAGACCAAAGAUGAUUCUCUCCAACCGACUAUCGACAUGCUCCUCAACGUAACCAUCUUUUUGUGGUACGGCGCAUACAUUCCCUGGAGUGACUUCAACAACAACAAUGUUAUUACCAUUGGACGUCUUGUCGCUCUGGGUGUCUCCGUUCUUAUGUUGAGAAGACUUCCGUGGAUCUUUGCUAUGCAUAAAUGGAUUCGUCAGAUUGAACAAGUCAAGCAGGCUGUGUUUGUCGGUUUCUUCGGACCAAUUGGUGUAUCCGCCAUCUUCUACCUCUUCAUCAGCAUUGAGUUCAUCGAGGAGCACCUCAGCGAUGAGAACGGACGUCCUAGAAGCGACGUCAAGGAUCUUGCUGAGCAGACGCGCAUCAUCGUUUGGUUCCUUGCAGUUUGCAGUAUCAUUGUCCACGGUUUAAGUAUCCCAGUCGGAAAGCUCGGAUACUUCGUCCCCAGAACCCUGAGUCAAGCCGUCAGCGACACCGUAAACAGCGCUUCAGACAAUGCGCGACGAAGAAGAAUUCCAUUGAUCGGAAGACUCUUCGGCGGUAGUGACAAGGACGGACGUAGACCAUCUGGCCCGAUUACCAUCACCGGCGGUCGAAGCCUUCGCGCUGAUCCGCAUGUGAAUACACAUGCUGGCGAUGAGACGCCGCCUGUUAGAAGAGAGAUUCGAUUUGGCGAUGAGGUUUGA